Lutzomyia longipalpis is the source of this 3221-nucleotide messenger RNA. RefSeq names its product RNA-binding protein 25. The record is from RefSeq and is a predicted model, not a curated record. Bases 352 to 2850 code for a protein of 832 amino acids. Gene Ontology annotation, molecular function: mRNA binding. NCBI's taxonomy places the organism in Eukaryota, Metazoa, Arthropoda, Insecta, Diptera, Psychodidae. Gene Ontology annotation, cellular component: spliceosomal complex. Gene Ontology annotation, biological process: mRNA processing; regulation of alternative mRNA splicing, via spliceosome. The transcript is spliced from 8 exons.
AUUUUUGAAACUUCCCAAAAAACACUCAGAAAAGCGAUUGCAAAAUUGGGAAGUUUUUCCGAGUCAAUUUUUUGCAAUUUUCUGUGAAAAUAGUGCAAAUCUGCGUGGAAUUUUACGUGAUUUGUGUAAAAUAGUGUCCCCAGAUUGUGUUGAUCAAGUUUUUUGGUGCGAAGGAAACCUGUAGAAGACGCAAAUUGCAAAAUAUGUCAGAGCGUAGAAUGUCGGAAGAAUGAGGAGGCUUUUUCUGCAAAUCCAUCGAUAGUGAGCGAUAGUGAGGGCUUUUCUGCAUCUAAUCAUUAGAAUUGUUCGAAAGGGGCGAGAAGCCAGGCACUCCGAUUUUCAAGCUUCAAAAUGUCCUUUCCGGGAAGGCCCCCAAUUGUCCCCGGUAUGUCCUACAUGCCGCCCCCAUUAAUUCCACCGCUUCUUCCGGCUGGGAUGCCUUCUAUGUCAACGCCCCCGCCUACGUCGCGGCCCUACCGCACUGGCAAUUCCACCACUAUUAAUUCACGUCCACAGCUGUACCCACAAACGCAAGCUCCUGAUGGCCCCAUAAUCACAGUUUUUAUCGGGAAUAUCAGUGAAAGAGCUCCGGAAUCGAUGAUCAAGAAAAUUCUUGCGGCUUGUGGUACCGUGAUAAACUGGAAGAGAGUCUCCACAUUUGGUUUUUGUGAAUAUGAUGGCCCAGCUGCUGGAUCUCGUGCUGUUAGACUAUUGCAUGGCUUUGAGGUAGAUGGGAAGCGUUUAGUAGCGAAAGUUGAUGCAAAAAAUAAGGAACUUUUGGACACGUACCAAGAAGAAGAGAGUAGAAAUAAAUCCCGCGAUGGUGAAUUUGAGCAAAAGAAUGAUGAGACAAUCUUGGGGAGGAUUUCUGGGAUUCUCGUAGAGCACAAGGAAGAGAUUCAGAAUUUUGUCGCACCAGAUAAUAAAGAAAUGUCAACGUCUAGGCACAAUAAAGUGCUCAAUGAUACAGACAUUGAAGAGGGGAAGAGAGAUUUAAUUCAUCGGGAGAUUGGAAAGUUCCGGAAAACAGCUGAGGAGGAAGAGCAGAAGAAGGAAAAGGAGAAGGAGCGUGAGAAAGAUCGCGAGAAGGAUAGAAGGAAGCGCGAUGACAAAGAUCGUGAGAAACGUCGCUCAUCGAGUCCAUCGGGACGGAAGGAAAAGAAGAGACGCCGCAGUAAGUCUCGAUCUCGUGAACGUGAACGCGAGCGGGAACGUGAACGUGAGCGUGAGAGGGAACGUGAACGAGAGCGCGAAAGGGAACGCGAACGUGAGCGUGAACGGGAGCGUGAGAGAGAAAGAGAAAGGGAGAGGGAUAGAGAACGUGAAAGGGAACGCGAGGAGAAUAAAGUUGUGAAGAACAUCAAGGAUCUGCAGAAGGAAAAGGAGAUGGAGGAUGAGGCACGUGAGCGCAAGAAGCAGGAGAAGAAAGCACGCGAGAAGGAGGCAGCGUAUCAGGAGCGUCUUCGCAACUGGGAGAUUCGGGAACGGAGGAAGGCGAAGGAGUAUGAGAAGGAACGCGAAAAGUUGCGUUGCAAGGAGGAAGAACGCGAACGCGAGGCAAAGCGUCUCAAAGAAUUCCUAGAGGACUACGAUGAUGAGAGGGAUGAUCCCAAGUACUAUAAAGGUCGCGAGCUGCAGCGUCGUCUGGCUGAACGCGUACGGGAGGCCGACAAUGAUGCCAAGGACAGGAAUAAGGAGCAAGAAGAGCUCGAGGAGUUGCGCAAUAAAGUCUUCACUGGAGAGUACGAUAAUCCCACGCAGGAAUUCGAAAGGUUGAAAAAAGAGCGUGAGGAUCUCUACAAGCCCAAGAUCCUUAUUGAUGUGAAUCUGGAGCAGUCACAGCAACGUGAACGUGAAUUGGAGCGUGAGCGUGAACGUGAACUGGAACGGCAGCGCGACAAGGAACGAGAGAAGCUCCAGAAGGAGCGGUAUGUGUUGGCGCAAGCGUCCAGGGAGCUUGCAUCCAUAAAUGCCGAACCCAUUGAGUCCGAUUCAAGUGAGGACAUUCAAUCACCGUCGCGUUCCAACCAUCGUCGUUCCAAGUCCAGAGAUUCCAAUGCAAAUAGUCUCAAUCAUCAGAAUGAUGAAGAUUCUCAGACGUCAGCACGCGGACCGAGUCCACCGUCGAAUCAUCAUCACCAUAGCCACCAUCAUCACCAUCACCACAACUCUCAGUCAUCUGAGCGACUAUCAAACACACCUCCUGUGCUGAAUACAUCAAUGAUUUCUCUGAAUUUGGGCGAGGCUACGGCCAAGAGGAAGAAGUUGGAGAUGAAGGAUGUAUUUAGUAUGGAUGACGAUGCUGAGGAGUCAAAUGGGCCGAAGAAGAGGAAACUCGUGCCGUUGGAUUAUGAGGACAGUAAAGGUGGCGCUCCCGUACAACCAAUACCCCAGAGCCAAGCUGCAGUUGCAGCAGCAACAGCUGCAGCUAUUCAAGCUAGUAAAAAUUCAACUUCAUCCAGGAAGAGAGAUGAAUCGAAGAAGAGCGGUGAGGAAGCGGUUAGAAGUCAAGAGGAGAGAAGGAAGCACAUUAAGAGUAUCAUUGAUCGUAUACCCACGGAGAAGGAGGACCUCUUCAACUACAAACUCGACUGGAAUGAGACGGAUAACACGCUGAUGGAGAAGAAAAUUCGGCCGUGGAUCAAUAAGAAAAUUAUAGAGUACAUUGGGGAGCCUGAGCCAACGCUCGUGGACUUUAUCUGCUCCAAAGUUCUUGCUGGGAGUACACCACAAGGCAUUCUCGAUGAUGUUCAAAUGGUUUUGGAUGAAGAGGCCGAGGUAUUUGUGGUGAAGAUGUGGCGCCUACUCAUUUACGAGGUGGAAGCUAAGAAAGUUGGUUUAGAUAAGUGAGACAGGACGUUCCAAGAUGAGAAAAUGCAUCGAAUGAGAGAGAACCUACAGGUGAGCCCUCAUUUCUUCAGGCAGAUGAAAUGAAAUAUAAUUCCUCAAUAUGGUGAAGAACUUUUUAAAUGUAUAUCUCCAAACAAUUUUACAUUUUUUUCCCGAAAAUAAUUUCUCUAUUUUAUAUAAAAAAAAAAAAGAUAACAAUUGCUCUGCUGAGAUUAGGAAAAUUAUAAUUUUAAUAAUUUAUCGAUGGAACGAUACAAUGUUGAGGAAAAAAUUCUCGGAAUAUAAUUGCAAACAAUAAGAAAACAUUAUAAAUUGAUUACUUAGAUGCUGAAUGAGAUGAUAGAAAGGAUAUAAAUGGAUAAGUAAUGAUA